AUGGUACGAGGGAAUGAGACCCCACCUUCAGAAUUCCUUCUGCUGGGACUAUCAGAGGCACCGGAGCUGCAGCCCCUCCUGUUUGGGCUGUUCCUCUCCAUGUACCUGGUCACUGUGCUGGGAAACCUGCUCAUCAUCCUGGCCGUCAGCUCAGACGCCCGCCUCCACACGCCCAUGUACUUCUUCCUCGGCAACCUGUCCUUGGCUGACAUCUGCUUCACCUCCACCACCGUCCCGAAGAUGCUGGUGAACAUCCAGACACACAGCAAAGCCAUCACCUAUGCAGGCUGCAUCGCCCAGAUGGGUUUUUUCUUAUUCUUUGCAGGGUUGGACAAUUUCCUCCUGGCUGUGAUGGCUUAUGACCGGUUUGUGGCCAUCUGUCACCCCCUACACUACACGGUCAUCAUGAACCCUCGGCUGUGUGGGCUGCUGGUUCAGGUGUCCUGGACAGUGAGUGCCCUGAAUUCCUUGUUACAAUGCUUAAUGGUGUUGCGACUGUCCUUCUGUCCCGACACAGAAAUCCCCCACUUCUUUUGCGAUAUGAAACAGGUGGUCCAAAUUAUCUGUUCUGACACCUUUCUUACUGACAUGAUGAUAUAUUUUUCAGCUGGGGUCCUGGGUGGUGGUGCCCUGGCUGGGAUCCUUUACUCUUACUCUAAGAUAGUGUCCUCCAUACGUGCAAUCCCAUCAGCUCAAGGGAAGUAUAAAGCCUUCUCCACCUGUGCGUCUCACCUAUCGGUUGUCUCCUUAUUUUAUGGCACGAGCCUAGGCGUGUACCUUAGCUCUGCCGGUACCCACAGCUCACAGUUAAAUGCAACAGCCUCGGUGAUGUACACCGUGGUCACACCCAUGCUGAACCCCUUCAUCUACAGCCUCAGGAACAGAGACAUCAAGGGGGCUCUCAAAAGACUAGUUGAGGUCGCCGCUCUAAAGGGACCAAGUGUGAGAGGGCGAAGGAAAUGCGCAUGA
Molecule: messenger RNA, 969 nt
Organism: Pteronotus mesoamericanus
Lineage: Eukaryota; Metazoa; Chordata; Mammalia; Chiroptera; Mormoopidae
Product: olfactory receptor 7A17-like
Exons: 1
Coding region: 1-969 (322 amino acids)
Biological process (GO): G protein-coupled receptor signaling pathway
Cellular component (GO): plasma membrane
Molecular function (GO): olfactory receptor activity; G protein-coupled receptor activity
Source: RefSeq, a predicted model, not a curated record